This is a messenger RNA of Blastomyces dermatitidis ER-3, 447 nucleotides long. RefSeq lists its product as uncharacterized. The record is from RefSeq and is a predicted model, not a curated record. NCBI's taxonomy places the organism in Eukaryota, Fungi, Ascomycota, Eurotiomycetes, Onygenales, Ajellomycetaceae. The transcript is spliced from 2 exons. Bases 1 to 447 code for a protein of 148 amino acids.
AUGGCUUCGCAGACAAUAGAGUAUAUAUGGAAGAUCGCUCGGCCCAAAAACGAAACUAUCGCUCGAGCGCUAAUGCAUGCUGCAUAUGAAACAGCUAUCCAAACAGACCCAAAUACCACCAGAGUCCUCAUUCGUUCCUACAUCCAUCCGUCAACUCGAACCAGGGGCAAAUAUGUCAAAGAUGAGCCGCAUAUCACAGUGGCUGUGAAAAACCCACAGCUAUCCCUAAAUAAGCAGCACCGGUCCAGCCAUGGAUAUACUCCGCAUAUCCGUUCAUUCGAUGUGACGAGAGUUUCACCCGCCGACGGGCUUACAAAUGACGGUGCUAGUUCAGCAUGGCCAGAUUCAGUGGAAACAAAGGUCAAGGAAACUAUUGCUGGGCCACCUGCCGUCUUGGGACCGAAGAGCCAAUUUAUUACCUGGCCUUCUGAAGAGACGGGGGAAUAG